AUGGCAAUCAUUCGCCAAGCGUUUGAAAUUCAACUGAAAUAUAAAAAUAUCGAAACUUCGAAAGCUGUAGUUCUUGAAACAAAUCUACCAACAAAUGAUAUUAUUAUUGAAAUUUCUUCCUUAAUUGUUGUUCAGUUGAAGCCUCAUCAAAUUGAUGAUGUUAAAUAUUUAUGGAAUCAAGUAUUUAAAUCAACAAGUCAAAUAAGAGCUAGUAUUGAUAAUGAAUCUCAAUUUGGUCAAAGUGGUUUGGGUGCUAUUUUAGCUCAUUGUAUGGGAUUAGGCAAGACUAAAAAUCCAAGAAGUGCAAUCACUUAUAUAUUGAAUAAAGUUCGAACACAUCGUUGUAUUGCGUUAACAGGCACACCAAUGCGAAAUAAUUUGAAAGAAUAUUUUGCUAUGGUUAAUUUUUGUAAAGCACAUUUUCUUGGUCAGUUUAAUUAUUUUGUCGAAUUAAAUCAAAAUUAA
Molecule: messenger RNA, 465 nt
Organism: Rotaria sp. Silwood2
Lineage: Eukaryota; Metazoa; Rotifera; Eurotatoria; Philodinida; Philodinidae
Source: the annotation of a GenBank genome assembly